CCCGCCUCAAGUCUAUAAAAGCCGGUCAAUCUCCUUCAUUUCACUCAUUCCUUUCACGCCACUCUCGACGUUUUAUUCGAGGCCUGACAAAAUGCCAGCCUUCCCCAUCCCCAGACCCCCGGUUCAACCACUAGUUCCCUACCUAGACAUGGAAGACACCGGACUCCCCUUCGAGACAGCCCUCCGGCGCCUCCACUCCACCCUAACCGAAGCCCUCACCUUCUUCAAUCAGCUAAACCACAGUUUCAACCAAGACAUCAAGACCGUCAGCAACUAUACCAAGACUCCGGUCCUGGACCAGAUCUGGAAAGCAAAAGUUGCCGCUGCUAAGCAUGGACUUCCUCAGCAGUUGCCCGAGAGUACCUGGCAGAAACACAAAGCUAUGCUGAAGGCCAAGAUCAUGGGUAGCGAUGGCAGCGGUGACAACUAUGUCAAUUCAAGUGCCGUAACCACCGGCUUCCAUGACUACAUCAAACGCAUCGAGAAAGACCUCUUCGAGACAAUCCAUGCCCGCUGGCCGCGCGGAAUCAAGUCAGGUCUCGAACACGAAAUGACGUUCAACAUUGCGCUUAUCUGUCUGAGCUAUACGUAUCACCGUAUGGCCGAGUUUGCGAGCUAUCUGCAGCGGUUCGACAAGGAGAUCCAGCAUAUUCAUUCUGUGUUCCGGGGUUUUGUGAGGGAUGCAGAAUUGUUGCAGAUUUCGUUGGAGCAAAACUGGGAGUUCUGGCAGCAUUGA
Molecule: messenger RNA, 736 nt
Organism: Aspergillus ruber CBS 135680
Lineage: Eukaryota; Fungi; Ascomycota; Eurotiomycetes; Eurotiales; Aspergillaceae
Exons: 1
Coding region: 92-736 (214 amino acids)
Source: RefSeq, a predicted model, not a curated record